GACUUGACAGCCAGGAGAGAGACUGGCGUGACAGAAAAGGUGACCAAGGAGGCGUCGCAGUCCUUCGCCAAGCGCUCCUUCAAGAGCAUGUUGUCGGGGGUAGAGGCCGAGGAUGUUUCGCCUACGAACCAGGCUAGCAACCAAGUCGCGAAGCAGAAAACCAUGGCCUCCGUGUCCUCCGAAGCCUUUCUUGGCAACGUGGAGAGCAACAACGAGGAAGCUGGCUCGCCUGCGGAGCAUGCCGAUGGGAACUUGCGGGAAGCUGCAGAGGACGACAUAGACCCUGGCGUUGUGCAGGUUUCUGUGGAUCCCAGCCCUGAGACACUCGGACCCUCGUCUGCGUGGCAGGAGGUCUACCAGGAUGGUGAGCUUGUGCUCUACUACUCGCGGACGCAUGGAAAAACGCUGCUGGGCUACAUCCAGGGUCCCGGCCAGUUCUUAGACACGAAAUCCGACGAGUUGCCACGCUACGACUGCGCAGUGGGCAUGAGGAAGCAGCUACGCAGGAUGGUUCCUGUGACAGACCUCCGUCCGCCCUUCCGAGGUGAUGACCCCGUGGACGUCUUCAUGGAUGAUGACAGGACAUGGCAUCCUGGCACCAUCACCCAGACACCGGCCCUCGCGCUUCAUCACACUCCCAAGUUCCAGGUCACGGUUCUGGACAUGAAAGAUGAGAAAGGUGCCCAACUCGUCCUCAUGGAUAUCUCCUUG
Messenger RNA from Symbiodinium pilosum, 711 nucleotides. Lineage: Eukaryota; Dinophyceae; Suessiales; Symbiodiniaceae. The record is from the annotation of a GenBank genome assembly.